Messenger RNA from Humulus lupulus (European hop), 501 nucleotides. RefSeq lists its product as uncharacterized. The record is from RefSeq and is a predicted model, not a curated record. The coding region runs from base 1 to 501 and encodes 166 amino acids. The transcript has a single exon. Lineage: Eukaryota; Viridiplantae; Streptophyta; Magnoliopsida; Rosales; Cannabaceae.
AUGUUACAAAGUAGACCUCAAGGAAAUUUGCCAAGUAAUACUGAGGGUGCGAUCUCCUUGGGGAGCGGCAAGGAGUUGGUAGAGCCAGUUGAGAAAUCUAGUCUUCCAUCAAAAAUGGAGUCUGACAAGAAGAAUAAGGUGGACGAAGAGGUUAAUGAGAACCUUGAGAAGAAGCAGCCAGAAAUAAGUAUUGAGCAUCACAUCACGAUCCCAUAUCCUCAGAGGCUGCAAAACAAGACGCUUGACAAGCAGUUUUCCAAGGUCUUAGAUGUUUUCCGAAAACUUCACAUCAACAUUCCCUUUGCAGAAGCUUUAGAACAAAUGUCGAGUUAUGUGAAGUUCAUGAAGAAAUUCUUGUCAAAAAAAAGGAAAUUGGAGGAUUAUGAGACAGUGGCACUUACUGAGGAGUGUAGUGCAAUAUUUCAAAAGAAACUACCUCCCAAGCUUAAAGAUCUGGGUAGUUUUACCAUUCAUUGUACUAUAGGGAAUGCGGUUUUUUAG